AUGAGCAGUUCCUUGUGCAAUAGAUUUGGCGAACUCGUCCAGGGAGUGCUGCAACAAUCUUCUUGGCUCCAUCCACCGACCUCUUCUUGCACUUUCCAACGGAAGGGAAAGUCGGUUUCGGAUAAGAGGUGUCACUCCGGAGCAUUGGCUUGUCCAGCGGCAGUUGCCGCCAGUGCCGCAAGACGUCUUGGUGCAGCACUUGAUAUCGUCGGGGGUGCCAGGACACUUGUUGCUGACGUAUUUUCCGCCUGCAGCCGUACAUUUUGCUGUGGCAAUGCAGACACCUGGGGCACCUCCAGAACCAGUACAUUCACCGUUUACUGUUGCACGUUCGACGAGUUCAUAUGUGAUAUUGUCGGCAAAGGUGCCAGUGGCAGUAAGGAGGAGGAUAGGGGGGUUGGAGGAGUAUUAGGGGAUACGGUGGAGUUGGAGGGUCCGUUUAUAGAUCUGGAAGGGAUUUAUGCUUGGCAGAGAUCGAUGGCUGCACGACCAAACCCUCGCAUAGUAUUAGACCGUGCGUAUGAUCUCGUAGACAUGUGA
Messenger RNA from Acaulospora colombiana, 540 nucleotides. NCBI's taxonomy places the organism in Eukaryota, Fungi, Glomeromycota, Glomeromycetes, Diversisporales, Acaulosporaceae. The record is from the annotation of a GenBank genome assembly.